Messenger RNA from Lytechinus pictus (painted urchin), 5566 nucleotides. RefSeq names its product WD repeat-containing protein 82-like. Gene Ontology annotation, molecular function: chromatin binding; protein binding. The transcript is spliced from 8 exons. Gene Ontology annotation, cellular component: Set1C/COMPASS complex. The record is from RefSeq and is a predicted model, not a curated record. NCBI's taxonomy places the organism in Eukaryota, Metazoa, Echinodermata, Echinoidea, Temnopleuroida, Toxopneustidae. Bases 244 to 1191 code for a protein of 315 amino acids.
GAGUUGACCUUCCUUAUAGCAUGCAACACGCUUGUGUGUUGCUGCCCUCUACGUUCGUUGUUGCAGACGUAGACUAGACGUACACUACAUACACUAUACAGUACACGCGACGAGUUUAAUCCAAGUUUGACGUACAUGUAUGUAGUGACCGACCAAACCCCGACGAUCGAUCAUAACAGGCAGAUUUCAGAAACCCAGCUUAAAUUCAACGAACUCAAAUCUUGGACUUGAAAUUGAAUAAUCAUGAAGUUGUCCGACCAAGUAAUGAGAAGCUAUCGUGUUGCGAAGCUUUUUAAAGACCAAAACACGGAACGGAUCAACAGCAUCGACUUCUCACACAACGGAGAAACGCUGAUAUCGAGCAGUGAAGACGAUUCCAUCGUAAUUUACGAUUGUUUAGAGGGAAAACCAAAGAGGACUCUGUAUAGCAAGAAAUAUGGCGUUGAUCUCAUCCGCUUUACACAUGCUCAGAAUACAGUCAUCUAUACAUCCAAUAAGGUUGAUGACACAAUUCGUUAUUUAUCUCUUCAUGAUAACAAAUAUUUGAGAUAUUUUCCAGGUCAUACAAAGAAGGUUGUUAGUUUGAGCAUGUCACCCAUCGAUGAUAGCUUUCUCUCUGGAUCAUUGGAUAAGACAAUCAGAUUAUGGGAUUUGAGAUCACCUAGUUGUCAGGGUUUGAUGCAUCUACAAGGCAGGCCAGUAGCAUCAUUUGAUCCAGAAGGUCUCAUCUUUGCUUGUGGAAUCAACUCAGAAAUGAUCAAACUGUAUGACUUAAGAUCCUUUGACAAGGGUCCUUUUACAACAUUCAAGCUGCUUCAAGAUAGAGAUUGUGAUUGGACAUCACUUAAGUUUAGUGCUGAUGGAAGGAAGAUACUCAUUACAACCAAUGGACCUGUUAUUAGACUCAUAGAUGCAUUUACAGGACAGGCACAACAAACUUUCAUGGGUCAUCUGAAUGGUAAAGGAGCAAGGUUAGAGGCAUCAUUUAGUCCAGAUGCACAGUAUGUCUUAUCAGGAUCACAGAAUGGUAUCAUACAUGUAUGGAACACAGAGAAUGGACACAAAGUAGCCACACUGGAAUCCAAACAUGAAGAUAAUCCUAUCUACUGUCUGCAAUUCAACCCUAAAUUCCUCAUGCUUGCCAGCUCAUCGCAACAUAUGUCUUUCUGGUUGCCAAACGUUGAUGAAUGACACAGGAAAGAAUAUUUAGUAAAUGAACAAGGACCAAAGUUUCAGACAUUCAAAUAUUUGUACAUAGAACAAAUGGAAUGUUCUUUGGAAUGUGUAUAUAUUAUCACCUUGAUAGUAUGAUUUCAUGAUGGACAAUAAACUCAUUGAAGAUCAAGAUAAAGAGGAACUGUGAAAGCUUGUAUUGAGGAUGUCUGUUAUAAUGAUGGACAAAGUGAUUAUUGAUUCUGAAUGGAAAGAUCUGGUCAUAUUUAAUUGCUGUCUGAACAUAAGCUGAUCAUCUGUGUGGAUAUCUGCCAAGUGAUAUGGAGCAGAGCUUGAAUACUUUUGUAAUGGUCUAAACACAACCAGCUGAUUGUGUUGUCAUGAAUAAUUUUGUGAUCAACAUGUGAUCAUUACAAUGACUUGAAAUCUGAGUCUAUCUGUAAGUGAACUGCUUCUUACUCUUGUGAGUGUUUCAUAAAGCUGUUUGUAAGUUUAGAGCGACUUUAAGAAUGACUGGUGAUCCUUUCUUGUGGUAAAUGGUAUAUGGUUUUUAGCACAUAGGAGAGGUUCACCUGUCAUUCUUAAAGUCUCUUUAACUUAAGAACAGCUUUAUGAAACGGCUCCCAGGAUGGGUGCCUAAAUAACCAGCGCUGAACUUAUUUACUUUUUAUAGCAGUUCAAGGAGAAUGAGCUAAUAAGUGUAACUUGUUUGUAUACUAUUUGGAAUUUAAUUGAACUGAUUGUUUUUCCCUUAUAUCGAUGAAAUUAAAUAAGUUUUUGUCUGAUAAUAGAGGGUUUUAGGAGCAGUGAACGUGAACGACGUAGCAGUCCUCUGAUCCUUCGAGUCAACGUCGUCGUCUGCCCUUGUUCACUACAGAUGCGAAUACUUUAGAUUUCACUCGACUUGUACGUGUACGUACGUCCACAUGAAACAGCGCGAUAACCAGCAGGUCAUGACACGCUGCCCGACCCGGAAGAUCUGGCGCACCAUCGCCUGGCGACCCGGUCGGGUGAUGCGAACGUGCAACUUGUGCACAUGUGCCCUUUCACUUGCUUUGAUUCCUUUUUACGCGAGUUAGGAUAUAUUUCGAUGUAUAUUUUGGAGAUCAGAAAGCAAUUUCAAAUAUGAUAAACAUAAUUCAUCGUACAACUUACAUUAAUUUUGUGAAAAGUCGCUGAAAACUGUGUUUUAAAAGGGAAAGGUUGAUCUUCAUGCUGGGCUUGAACGGUUAAAAUGACGUCACUCACAUGCACGUCGUCUAUGAUUUAGGAGAACCGCAAAAUGGAUGUGGCGAGGUUCUCGAUUUUGAGAGUGGACGUGUGUGAGGACGUGAGGCAUAUGGCAGGUCAAAAAAUGACGUCAUUUCGUACCAGUUCACUAUGUGGACGUACAUUUCUAAAAGUGCUCAAUGCUAGUUUCCUGGCACAGAGAGUUAACAACAACACACCUUAACCAGGUGGUGUAUGAAGACACAAAAUUAGUUUUUUCACAAAGCUGUUCGUUAAUUAUGCAUGACUUUGCGCACAAGUGGAACAUUUAUCGGUCUCUUGGGUGCAAAAUCAGAUUCUCAAUCAAUUCUUAUUUCCAUCAGCUAAAGUUUAAAUCUGAUUUUUGUCUCGCCUGCAUAGCAGAGGGAGACUUAGGCGCCGUUUUUCCCAUGGGGGCGGAGUCAACAUCAAAUCUUAACCUAAGGUUAACAUUUUGAAAUGGCAUCAAAACUUAGAAAGUAUAUGGACCUAGUUCAUGAAACUAUAAGGGUAAUCGGUAAUCAAGUAUUACUAAAGAUCCUACUUUGGUUUCAAUAAACUUAGAUCAUGUUUGCAGACCUGCCAACCAGUACGUUUUAGCUGUAUUUAGUACGUUUUUGCAGUACGUUUUUUCUUUGAAAAAUACUUUUUUUUUUAUUUUUUUACUAAAUCGUCAUUUAUUGAGAAAAAUAAUCUGUAUAUGUCUCUGUUUCAUAAAACGUACACAAAUAUGGUUAAUAGAUCAAUGUAAUUUCAGGUAACUUUUUUUUUCAAUCAUUUUGUUAAAACCAGUGUGAAGAUAUACACAUGUUUUAAUGUUUUUUUUUUUCAUCUGCAAGAGCAGUGGGCAUUUUAGCUUGCAUGCUGCUUGAGCGCCGCGAUGAGCGAGUGCGCCAAGCAUUUUAUUAUGAAAUACACUUUUUUAUCACAGAAUACAGUUUUUCAUUCCUAGAGGAUGGCAGGUCUGUGUUUGGGGAAUCAAUAUAAAAUCUUAACCUAUGGUUAAGUUUUUGAAAUGUUAUAACUUUGAAAAAAAUAUGGACCUAGUUCAUGAAACUUACACAUAAGGGCAAUGGAGUAUUAUUGAAAAUCCUGCCUGAGUUUCAGGUCACAUGACCGAGGUCAAAGAUCAUUUAGCGUCAAUGAACUUUGGGCAUGUUAGGGGUAUUUGUUGAAUUUCCAUCGUAACUUAAAAUUUUAAUGGACCUAGUUCAUAAAACUUGGAUGGACAUAAGGGUAAUCAAGUAUUACUGAACAUCCUGCCCUAGUUUCAGGUCACAUGACCAAAGUCACAGGUCAUUUAGGGUCAAUGAACUUUGGCCAUGUUGGGGAUAUCUGUUGAUUUCUAUCAUAACUUGAAAAGUUAUAGAUCUGGUUCAUGAAACUUGGACAUAAGAUUAAUCAAGUAUCACUGAACAUCCUUUGUGAGUUUCAGGUCACAUGAACAAGGUCAAAUGUCAUUUAGGGUCAUUGAACUUAGGGGAAUCAAAACAAAAUCUUAACCAAAGUUCAGUAUUUUAAAUUUCAUAACUCUUAAAAGUGUAUGGAUCUAGAUAAUGAAGUUUGGACAUAAGGGUAAUCAAGUAUUACUUAACAUCCUGCCUGAGUUUCAUGUCACAUGACCAAGGUAAUUGAACUUUAGCUGUGUUGGAGGUAAUGUUGAAUUGUCAUAACUUUGAAAGCUUAUGGAUCUAGUUAAUAAAACUUAAACAUAAGAGUAAUCAAGUAUCAUUGAACAUCCUGUGCAAGUUUCAGGUCACAUGAACAAAGUCAAAGGUCAUUUAGAGUCAAUGAACUUGGGUCAUGUUAGGGGUAAUUGUUGAAUUGGCAUCAUGACUUAGAAAGUUUAUGGAUCUAAUUCAUGAAACAUAGACAUAAGGGUAAUCAAGUAUAAAUGAUUGUUUUGCACACAUCUUAGAUCACAUGAUCAUGGUCAAAGGUCCUUUUGGGUCAAUGGACAUGGUAUUUUAUUAUCAUAUGAAUGUUUUCUUUUGUGAAUAAUUAUUCAAGCUGUUUUGAAAGUCGGCACUGCUGCUAUAUCGAAUUGCAUAAUGCAGGCGAGACUGCCAGAGGCGUUCCACUUGUUGUAGAUUGAAUUCUUUUUAACAAGCAUCUUAAUGCAUAGUUAAUUAUUUGUUAGAAUUUUAUAGGGUAUAGGAAAUUCAGUACCACCAUGUUGAAACACAAGAAAAUGUGGGAUUUCUCGUAAGAUCACUCACAAGAAUGAGUCACCAGUUCUGUCCAUAAUCAUACACAAGUUUGUAACUUAUGAAAAGCUUUAUGAAAAAUCUGCAGUUGAGCUGAAAAUAUUUUCAAGACAUUAUGUAUGUUUGGCAUUGUUUGCCAAAGAAUCUGUUGAUAUGUUGUAUGCAUUACAGUGAUGAAUUAAAAGCUGAGGUAUUUAAAGCUGUACACUUGCACGAGAUUAUGUUUACAUUAAAUUACAAAGAAGUUCCCGUAUUUCGAUGCCCAAAAGAAAGGUUUAGUAAUUCAUGUUGCAGGUUGUGCUAUUAUUGCUUGCAUUAUUAGUGUAAGAUUGACACUUCUCGUCUUAUAUCCUGCCUGCUUGAUGCAAUGGCAGAACUUUGACCAAAGUUUAAAGGCAUAGGCUAUUACAUGCUAUCAUAGGUCCUAUCAAAAUUAAAAGAAAUGUUUUUGAUUCAUGUAUUUAAUAUUGUUCAUAUGGAUUUUUAGAAUACACCGAGGAAGAGAAAGAAAAACAUUAAAUUUGUGCAGAGACUUUCAAGAAAUCUGUGACUGAAAAAUUAAUUAUCAUAAUACUUUUUCUCCUGGAGAGAUUAAUAUAACACAUGUUGUGUAUGGGAUGAAAUUAAAAUGGUUGUUUGGUCACUUUAUAUUGCAUCUUUUUUAAGCUCAAAGCGUUGUUGUUUCUAGGCUUCCUUUUUAUAACAUAUCACAGACAACGGUGACGAGUGGGACCUUACAGCAGUUAGAUUUUUUAAGUCAAAUCUAUUUUAACCUAUGCCUUUAGCCAGUUUUGCGGCUGACAGUUGAGUUUAUACACAUACAUCAUGUAAAUGUCCCUUGUAUUUAUACAUGUGUUGACAUAUUAAUGAAGAAAAUGGGUUUACUAUUAUUGUCUUGAGCCUCUAAUAAAGUUCAGCAUGUAUUUGUACUGCAAUAA